Molecule: messenger RNA, 3388 nt
Organism: Xiphias gladius (swordfish)
Lineage: Eukaryota; Metazoa; Chordata; Actinopteri; Istiophoriformes; Xiphiidae
Gene: stard3
Product: StAR-related lipid transfer (START) domain containing 3
Exons: 16
Coding region: 294-1658 (454 amino acids)
Cellular component (GO): late endosome
Molecular function (GO): cholesterol transfer activity; cholesterol binding
Source: RefSeq, a predicted model, not a curated record
GUUUCUUAGCGUUACUUCCUACAGCUGUCAACUUGAGACAGGAUGUGUGUAUUUCAUUUUUUCACGGUGUAACAGUUAGCAAGUGAAACAAACUUGCAUAGAAACGAAGGUGAGUUAGCCGGCGAAAGCUAACUGGGGUAGAUAACAACGCCGGCUAGUUCUUCGUGUGCUCCAUCGUUUCAUCUGCGUUUGUUUACAAGGGUUAACAACAUAAGUGUGGCAGCUAUUCUGGUGAUUAUUUUGCUGUCUUGUCGGGUUUGACAACGGGGGGAGUUUCCUGUCUCACUGCAGGAAUGCCGGGUGGAGAGUAUGGGGAGCUUGGGGGCAGCCUCCCCGCCAUCGCCUCCCUGAACGCUUCCUACUCUACGUCACUGUCCCUCCCUUCCCCGUACUUGUUUGUACCACCUGCGGAGCGCAAGGCCAUUUCCGAUGUCCGUCGCACCUUCUGUCUCUUUGUGACGUUCGAUCUGCUCUUCAUCUCGCUUCUGUGGAUUAUUGAGUUGAACAUCUCCAGCACAGUCUGGGACAGUUUAGGAAAUGAGGUUGUCCAUUAUAACUUCAAGUCUUCAUUCUUUGACAUCUUUCUCCUUGCCGUGUUUCGUUUCCUGUGUCUACAAGUGGGUUACGCUGCUUUUCGGUUAAAGCACUGGUGGGUGAUUGCGAUUACCACUUUGGUGACCAGUGUCUUCCUUGUUGUUAAGGUCAUUGUAUCUAAUCUCCUGUCCCAGAAUGCCUUUGGCUAUGUUUUGCCCAUCACCUCUUUUGUGGUGGCCUGGCUGGAGACCUGGUUUCUUGACUUCAAGGUGCUCACGCAGGAGGCAGAUGAUGAAAGAGCCUACCUAGCAGCAGUGAACGCAGCCUGUGAACGCGCCCCCAUGAUCUACCCCCGCGCUGUUUCAGACGGACAGUUCUACUCUCCACCUGAGUCUGUCGCAGGCUCUGAAGAAGAUCUGGAUGAGGAGGGUCUUGGGCGCAGAGCUGUCACUGCUCAGGAGAAGGAGUACGUCCGACAGGGUCGUGAGGCCAUGUCUGUGUUGGAACAGAUCCUAGCCCAGGAGGACAACUGGAAAUUUGAAAAAAACAGUGACAUGGGAGACUCUGUCUACACCCUGGAGAUUCCCUUCCACGGAAAGACUUUCAUUCUCAAGGCCUUAAUGCAGUGUACUGCUGAGCUUGUGUAUCAGGAGGUAAUUCUACAACCAGAGAAGAUGGUCCAGUGGAACAAAACUGUGUCUGCCUGCCAGAUCCUCCAGAGGGUUGACGACAACACCCUAGUAUCAUAUGAUGUCUCUGCUGGAGCAGCAGGGGGAGUUGUGUCUGCCAGGGACUUUGUUAAUGUUCGUCGGGUGGAACGCAAACGAGACUGCUACCUGUCUGCCGGCAUGGCAACCGACCACGACGCCAAACCUCCAAGCGGUCGCUACGUCAGGGGAGAAAAUGGUCCAGGAGGGUUUGUGGUCCUCAAAUCCAGCAGUAAUCCAUCUGUCUGCACCUUCAUCUGGGUACUCAACACAGACUUGAAGGGCCGUCUGCCCCGUUACCUCAUCCACCAGAGUCUGGCUGCCACCAUGUUUGAAUUCAUGUCCCAUUUACGCCAACGUAUUGCUGACCUGCGGCCCUCUCACCGCUCCCACCACCACCACCACCACCACACUUAAAACAGAAGAGACAUCUAAUCGUGCCACAGCUGGCUGGGAGUGGGAUCACAUACAUAUUUUUGAGUGGACCUGUAAUUAUUUUGCCAUGUCUCUCACCGUGCAAUGAAAACUGUUUUGUGAGGACAUCUCGCAGCAGGGUGGACUUUACUCAAACUGGAAGACUUGGAUGAAGAUGGGAGUGAUCCUGGCUGUGUCGGGAUCCGUCUUACUUAUUACAAAAGAACUGAUGCAAUGGCAUGAAUGAGCCUUAUCUUCCUGCAAACAUUGUUAGCCAUUGAUUUGCUGCCUUUGUUUUUUUGUUUUGAUUUUUUGUUUUUGUUUUUUGUCUGUGUUUUCACUGCAAUGGCUUAAAUAUGCUUCACCGGUGCACCUGCCCUAAAACAAACCCACACUUCAGUAAAAGCUGUUUCCACACAGUUUAUUUUCCUUUGCUACACUGUGAAUGAUGGGGAAACGAGUCACUGGCUGCCUAAGUACCACUAGAGGGAGACAGCACUGAUCCACCCAGUGAAAGCCUCCAACUGUAAGCGUGUUCUCCGAUCUUAGGGUGCAAAUAUCUUAUCAGCUAAUCAUCUAACAUUUAAUCAACUAUUGCUGAGGUUUUUUUUUUUUUAAUACUGCUUUUGUUUUGCACUUUGAGAUCAGCCAGGAGGUCAAACUAUCAAAUGAGGAGGCUGUUAGUUUUUGUUGCAAAUGCAUUAUCAAGCCCAGUUUUAAAAAAUUGUAAAUGAUGAUUAUGUUUAUAAAUUAGGAUGCUGUACACUUACUAAGGCUAUCCCUUGUGCCAAUAACCCCAAGUGGCCUUGUCGUAAAAAAGCUAAACUCAUUACUUGUCAUCAAAAGUUAUCACUGUACCGAUAUGAUUUCCAUUUUCCUUAGUAAUGGCCUCCCCUCAGGCCCUGAGAUGUGGUGCCCAAAGAUGUUUUUCUAUCAUUUCUUACCUUAUGAAGCAUUAGGUCAUGUUUAAUCAUUUAAAAAUGCUACUUCCAGCUUAUUAAGUUUUAGUUUUGUUUCAAAAUCUGCACCUCAGCGUUAUGAUGUACCUCCAAAAAAAUCAUUUAUCAUUGCGAAUGUAAAGAAAUGGGGCAAAUGUCUGCGGUCUGGUCAUUGGUUCAAAUUACUGUCGAGUUGAACCAGAGAAAGAAAAUUAUUGUGCUUUUCAGUCUUGAGAAAUAAGACAAGAAACAACUCUGUUGAACUGUUCACACUUUAAAUGUGCAUAUCUAGGGGUGUAACUGUGAUGUUGUGACUGUGAUGUGGAAAAUGACCACAUCAGCCACAGUAGAGGUAUUUGCAGAAGCUGCCGUCACCGAGUGCAAAUAUUCUUGAUCAUGAAGUCCAAAACACGUGGUGAUUGAGAUUUAGCCGGGUAAUUUGUCAGGAUCGAUCUUAGUUACUUACUGUAAAGAAGGAGUGUCAAGAUUAAAGUGAUUAAUGAUAUCAGCAAUUUGGUGCCUUUAUCACGGUAACAUUACACAUCAGCCUUUUCUUUUGCUUUGCAUUUAUUUUACUCUGUUAAGUCAAUGCUUAAUACCUUCAGCAAGGGUAUGCUGUGUGAAUAUGAACGCUGCUUAGAGUACUUAAGUUAGUGUUUUCUAAAUAAUAGUUUUUGAAUGUAUUUGUCUAUAGAUCAUAAAUCAAACGUGUUAAUUUAAAGCCAUCAUGACUGACCAACGGUUUUUAUUGAGUCUUAACCAGUGUCUUAUGUCUAAUAAAAUACAUGACUUCAU